UCGGCACCGGAUUACUUGCUAUUUAUAUGCAUCGUGGAAGGGCAUCUUCGAUAUCCCGUAUACCUUGUUAUAUUCAUUGAACGGCGCAUUGGAGCGGCAUCGUUUUCCGAAGCGCCGACAGUGUCCUUUUUUUGUGAAUUUUGUUCACCGCUCCAAGCAAGUUCGAUCCGACGAACGCCGCUGACUCCUGCGCGGACGUCGCUGUCUCGAAAAGAGUACCUCCGCCGUUGUACGGAAAAAAAUACGCAGUCAUGGGCGUGGAUGUCGAAGUGCUGAGUCCUGGAGAUGGUCAAACCUAUCCAAAGACUGGACAGACGGUGGUCGUACAUUAUACAGGUACCCUCGACAAUGGGAAGAAAUUUGAUUCUAGCAGGGACCGUGGUGUACCAUUUAAAUUCAGAAUCGGAAAGGGUGAAGUAAUUAAAGGAUGGGACCAAGGAGUCGCGCAAAUGUGCGUUGGACAACGGGCCAGACUAAUUUGUUCUCCAGAUUUUGCUUACGGUAGCCGAGGCCACCCUGGCGUUAUUCCACCAAAUGCCGUUCUCAUCUUCGAUGUGGAGUUGCUGAAGGUGGAGCCUUGAAAUACCUCUUAGAGUGUACCAAACUGACCAAACGCAUUUCAAUACAAAACAAGAAAAAAAAAAUUAAAGUAAUGCAUCAAAUCGUUUUAUGUUAAGUAGAUGUCACACAAAUGACACAAUCCUAAUGCUAAUGCCUUAAUUCAAUCGCUCAGACGUUAAAAACUGUAUUGCGAUCUUCGUGAAGUAAUAUAUGAAACAUUGUUUCGACCUCGCGCGCGAAAACAAUGUAAUAAUUUAUACAGUGUAUAAAUUACAGAUCAAUAAUACCUGAACAAUAUCGCAUAUAUAUAUAUAGGUGUUAGACUGUAAGGUCAUAUACUAAUACGUAGUUUUGACUACCUGCUCUCCAAGAGACGCUACUUAACUUGUGUACUUGAUUUAAAACCAACUAAUCGUGUUCCUAUGAUGAGCGGUUGAAUAAAGGGAAUUUUCUCAAGAUAUCUGCAAAACAACCUGUGUUCAUUCCAUUCACUAUGUAUUUGGUAAAAUUUUCGAAUAUUUUGUACAAAAACUCAAUGAUGUUAAAACAAUCACAUGAAUAAUGUAACAAUGUGUGUACAGGUCUUUACACAAUAAAAUACAAUAAAAUAUUGUUUUGCUCCGUCAAACGUA
This is a messenger RNA of Linepithema humile (Argentine ant), 1193 nucleotides long. RefSeq names its product peptidyl-prolyl cis-trans isomerase Fkbp12 (gene Fkbp12). The record is from RefSeq and is a predicted model, not a curated record. Lineage: Eukaryota; Metazoa; Arthropoda; Insecta; Hymenoptera; Formicidae. Gene Ontology annotation, biological process: protein peptidyl-prolyl isomerization. Gene Ontology annotation, molecular function: peptidyl-prolyl cis-trans isomerase activity. Gene Ontology annotation, cellular component: sarcoplasmic reticulum membrane; cytoplasm.